AUGACGUUAUUCCUCAUGAUAACGUCCAUUCAGGCCAUGAUUCUUACUUGUCAAAGUGCUGUGGAUUACAGUUCUCGUUAUGAUCUGAGUUAUGAUAAGCUUGUCAUUGGUGUAGGGGCUAUCAGUAAUACCUUUGGGGUCCCAGGAGUGUCUGAACAUGCCUUCUUUCUAAAGGAAGUUGCUGAUGCUAGGGCCAUCAGGAAUUGUAUUCUCAGUAACUUUGAAUUGGCACUCCAUCCAAACAUGACAGAACAGGAUAAGAGACGACUUCUUCACAUUGUUAUUGUUGGUGGUGGACCAACUGGAGUUGAGUUUGGUGCAGAGCUCCAUGACUUCGUUAGAGAGGAUGUUUCCAGACUUUACAAGGAAGAACAGAAGUUGGUCCAGGUUUCCCUAAUAGAAGGUCGGAAGGUACUGGGUGCUUUCAAUCAGAAGCUACAGCAGUAUGCCGUCAAGAAGAUAAAAGCUAGGAAACAGAUGGAAUUAUUACAGGCCAAUGUCAAUAAAGUGGAAGCUGAUGGCGUGACCUUGUCUGAUGGUAGAUUUCUUCCUUGUGGUCUAGUGGUAUGGUCAACUGGUCUUGCUCCACGACCCUUCACAGAAUCCCUUGAUCUUCCGAAGAAUGCACAAGGUCAGUUAGUAACGGAUGAGAGGUUAAGAAUAGCAAUAGUAGAUGACAGCAGUGUCUAUGCAUUAGGAGACUGUGCUGAUAUAGUAGGCAAUCCUCUUCCAUGCACAGGCCAGGUGGCAGAAAAGCAAGGUCGUUACCUAGCUAAUCUGUUGGCCCACCCCGGACCUGUUGAAGACAUCCCUCCUUAUGUCUACAAAGGCUUUGGAAUGUUGGCCUAUUUAGGAGAUUACAAGGCCCUGACUGAGACACCUGCCCUCAAGACACAAGGAUUUAGUUCAUGGCUUUUGUGGCGAUCAGCAUACCUGACACGUCUUGGCAGCUGGCGGCUUCGUAUGCAGGUCCCUGUUGAUUGGACCAAGACUCUUCUAUUCGGCAGAGACAUUUCAAGGUUCUAGAUCAGUCAUAAGACCCAGAGAAGACUGUCUGAGUGAGCAUUAGAUCUACCAAUGGAAUUGGCCCUUCUGACAUGGAGAGGCAUUGUCAUAUGUGUCUGACAGCUUGGGAAACAGACUUUGAUCAACUCUGGGGUUAGUUGCAAGAAACUUGCAACCAAUUUCAAAUCAAUUUUAGGUCUUAAAAUUCACAAGUAGUCUUCCAAUGGGUUGAUAGCUUUUUCUUCCACAUAUCUAUUGCAUAUGUGUAAAAUUGCAAUUAGAGGAUCAGUAGCAACUAUAGUCAAUCAAUGUUUUCUUUCUGCUGCAAGAUAUAGGCUAGCAAUUGCAAAGUUUGAUUAAUUGCAAUGCUCAUGAUUAAUUAUAGGAAUUACAUUUUAAUUGCAUUGAUUGCAAGUCUUUUACAAUGCUCUCUUAUGGAGUUAGGUCUUAUAGUUUUUGCAUUGCCUUGCUGUUAUAGUUUUGCAGAUGGCUUUGAUGGUGGUUUGAUGGUUUACAUUGAUUUGCAUCGUGAGAAUAAUUAUAUCAUAUGGAUUUAAAAUUCGUCUAUUAGUGAUUACAGUAUCAAUCUUAUGACUGUCUGUGCAUAAUAACUUUGCCAGAUUUCUUUUCUAUUUAUUCCACCCCUUUUUUCCCAUGCACUAAGCUCUUCUUCAAUUGAAGUGCAUAUAACAAAACUACAUCUGUUAUUUCUUGACUAAAUAAAUUGGUUUUAUUCCUUAAUUUACCAUAGUGUAGGUCAUUUUACUACAUAAGUGAGAAGUAUAGUAGCCAUGUACAUUCCCAAUACCCGAACUUGUAAAGCUAGUCUUUUAUUCCCAAAGAUGUUGUAUAUGGACCAGUAAGUUGGCAGUUGGGUGUAUAACCAUAUUAGUCCAGGAUAGGCCCCAUAGACAAGGGGUCGAACCUUGUUUUUUUAGAUAUACAAUGUUUUUUGAUGGUUUUUUGUCAAUUCGAGGGUGCUGAUU
This is a messenger RNA of Lytechinus pictus (painted urchin), 1991 nucleotides long. RefSeq lists its product as uncharacterized. Gene Ontology annotation, molecular function: NADH dehydrogenase activity. The record is from RefSeq and is a predicted model, not a curated record. Bases 1 to 1026 code for a protein of 341 amino acids. NCBI's taxonomy places the organism in Eukaryota, Metazoa, Echinodermata, Echinoidea, Temnopleuroida, Toxopneustidae. The transcript has 8 exons.